AUGCUAACAGGGUAUCUUUCCGUGCUACAGGACCAAGUCCUGUCCGGCUAUUUGCCAAAUCACAACAUCAACCCGGAUCUGGCCGCUUCUUCGGACUUCAAGAACCUUUGGACCUUUACCUCUCCGGAUAACAAGGAGCUGCAUCUCGCUAAGCCGCUCAUCUACACCCCGGCUGGCAGCCCGGAGCUGGUCAUUACCGCCUCCGAAAUGAACAAUGUCCGCAUUUUCAACAGCAAGACCGGUGCCAUCAUCAAGCAGCGUCAAUUGCAACCUCCGUUUUCCUCCGGUGACAGCAACUGCGGCGACAUCAACCCAUGGGUCGGCGUUACCGGCACCCCCAUUAUCGACGCCAACACCGACAUCAUGUACCUCUUCUCCAAGGGGUACAAGGAUGGCUUCACCUCUGGCACCGCAAACGGUAUCUACAAGAUGUACGCCAUCCGUAUCCCCACGCUUGAGGAUGUUGAGGGCUUUCCCGUCGUCAUCGAUGGCCACAACGCCGACAACGACCAUGCCCGGUACUUCGUCGCCGGAGUCGCCCUUCAACGGCCCGCGCUGACCGAGCUCAACGGCCACAUUGUCGCCGGUUUUGGGUCGCAUUGCAGCCGCUGGAACUACACCGGAUACCUCAUCUCUGUCAGCAAGACGCCCGGAGUUGGUGUUUCUGGUAUGUUCGCUACUGAGUCUGCACCGGGUGCGCCGAAGCCCCAGCCUCUCGACCUGGCCGUCGAGAAUGGAGGCAAGGCCGGUAUCUGGCAAGCCGGCUUUGGCCUUCCUACGAUGGGAAACAACAUUUUCUUCGUCACUGGAAACGGUCAAGGCCACCAGAACGGCAACAUUCCUGCCAACGGUCGCCUGCCCAUGUCGACUCUUGACGAAUCCAUCGUGAGAAUGGAGAUGUUGGAAGAUGGCAAGUUCAAGCUCAUCGACUAUUUCCAGCCAUAUGACUACAUUGGUCUUGAUGCCGGCGAUCGUGACGUUGGCUCGAGUGGUCUCUGCACCCUAGACGGAUCCGUGUUCAACGGUGCUGGCGUUAGCCGUAUGGGCGUUGUGGCCGGCAAGGAAGGUCGGGCCUACAUUGUCAACCUGGACAACCUGGGUGGUUUCCGCCAAGGUGCGAACGGCGGCGAUGCCACCGUACAGACCAUUGAGCUUGGCGGCUCGCUAUUCGGCGGCUUUGGUAGCUACCCGGCCGAGGGCGGCUAUAUCUAUGCGACCACGGUGGGCGGGCCUCUGCGCGCCUGGAAGCUCGGACACGAUGGUGCUGGCAAGCCCGUUUUCUCUCUCGCCGGGACUUCGCAAUGGAUUUCAGCUGGUCGUGUGGGCGUGGGCCAGAUGACAAUUACAUCCGACAACGGCAAGCAGGGAACCGGUAUCGUCUGGGUGACUGACCCCAACGAAGGUCUGGUUGCCUUCCGUGCUGUCCCCCAGGACGGUGUCAUGGUCCGUAUCAACACCCCCAAGAUCCAAGGCGCCAACAAGUUCCAGCGCCCGGCCUUCGGCAAUGGCCGUGUCUUUGUCAGUUCCAACGUCAAUAAGCUCUACGCUGUCGGCUCCAAUGUCGCGUCGGCGCUCAACUGCACAGACCCGGUCAGUUUUGGCGAUGUGAGUGCCGGCUCCGUCGCCACCGCAACAGUCACCUGCAAGGCCGUCACCCAGAUUUCUGCCAUCAAGGGCUGCUCACCCGCUGAUUCGUCGUUCCGGUGUGACAACUCAACGCUCCCUCAGGGUGCGGUCGCCUCCGGCACUACGUUCACUUUCCCCGUGACCUGGGAUUUGCAAACCCCUGGAUCCAGCAUCAAGCCCGGGUUUGUGAGUAGCUCGUUGACCAUCAGCCUCACUGCUUCGGGCGGCUAUGCGUCAACCGUGGCCGUGCCUGUGCAGGGAAACAUUGUAAGCAAGGGGCCGUUCUUGACAACGACCCCUACCGAGGUCGACUUUGGGAGAAUGCUCAAGACCGAUGGCCCUAUGCCUGGUCUUACAGCGGCUACUGUGCUCCAGAAUGCUGGCAAUGGCACCCUCACCUUCAUUGGCGCUGCUUCUCAGGAUACUCAAGGAAACUAUGUCAACAUCACCUCGGCCGGGCAGCUCGGCUCAGGCUUCUCGUCGAGCAACUUCCCGACCAAAGACCAGACACUUGCUGCUGGUCAAAGUAUUACCCUCUCGCUGGCUUUCAACGGCAACGCCAUCGGAAAUUACUCCACCCGUGUGACCGUUUGGUCGGAUGGUGGUGUAUCUAUCAUCACCCUGAAGGCUUUCAUCGCCAACCCGCCUGUCGUCACCUUCGACAUUUCAGACGGUGCUGGCGGUUGGCAGGCCCUCGAGAACUACAAAUUCUCGUUCGGCGACGUUGUUGGAGGGACCACCGUCCAGAGGCAGCUCCGUGUUUGCAACUCGGGCGGCUCAAACUUGAUCAUCAGUAUCUCCAAGCCUCCGUCGUCGGUUCAUCUUCUUGCCCUGAAUCCUACGACCGACCUGUAUGAGGGAACUCAGAUCGAGCCCGGCAAGUGUUCGGCCGGCACCGUUGCAGUUAUCCCCGGCACAAUUCAGCCAAACCACCCGGCACGAACUAUCACAGAUGCUUGGGCCAUCGGCAGUGACGGCCUUGACCCGGUGACGGGUCAGCCAUCUGGUCGCCACGACAUUACUUUCACUGCCAGGCUCGUCAGCAGGCAAGUCGGCCCCAAGCUUGCAGAUGGCUCUGCUCGUUACCAAUACGUGGGCUGCUUCGCCGACACCAAGUUUGGUCGCAACCUGGCCAACUCGGUCAACAGCAAGGAGCAGGCCGACAAGAACACGGUCGAGCAAUGCGAGCAGCUUUGCAUGGACCGUGGCUUCGCGAUUGCAGGCUUGCAGUACCACCGUGAAUGCUGGUGUGGCAACUCAUUCAAAUACCCGCAGUCGCUGAGCAACGAAAACGAGAACCUGUGCACCUUCGACUGCACUGGCGACGACACCGAGGCCUGUGGUGGUGAUGGUGGCUACAUGAGCGCGUAUGCCGAUGUGACCAAAUUCGAUAUCCCUGGCUUCCUCGCUGGCGUGAACAACGGCACUACUUCGAGCAGCUCGUCUGUUGCUCCCAGCAGCACGUCCUCGAGCACUACUUCUGGCAUCAGCUCCACCGUAUCAUCCACCGUAUCAACAACUUCGAGCUCAAGCACCGCAUCAUCAAGCUCUGUGUCAUCCUCGAGUGUAACUUCUUCGACCUCGGGCUCGAGCUCUGUCUCACCGUCUCCUACAUCAACAGGCUCUCCGCUCAACCCCAGCCAACCCCCCACUGUCGCCGACAGGUGGGUUUAUGCUGGCUGCUACCAAGACUUGGUCGACGACGUUCGCGUCUUGAGCGCGGCGAGCACGGCUUCGGAUGACAUGACCAUCGACAAGUGCGCGGCGUUCUGCACCAGCGGAGCAUACAACGGCGGUGCCUUCAACUUCUUCGGUCUUGAGUACGGCAGAGAGUGCUACUGUGGCUGGCAGGUAGAUGCAAGCCUCGCGGCACCGGAGUCGGAGUGCCCCAGUGCCUGCGCAGGUUCUUCUGUCGGUCUGUGCGGAGGCGGUAAGAGACUGUCUGUCUGGCGCAACUCGGUCCCCAACAAGGUCCCCUCGGAUCCUGUGCAUGUUCAACGAUCGGGCCCUUACAGGUGGAUGGGAUGCCGUACCGAGGGCACCAACGGCCGGGCUCUCAAGGGCAAAAGCUAUGCCGCAGACACUGUCGACGUCGAUGCCUGCUCGACCUUUUGCGCUGCUGGUAGCUUCACCUACAUGGGCGUCGAGUAUGGUCGUGAAUGUUACUGUGGAAAUGACAUUGGAGCUGGUGUCAAAGAGGCGCCCACUUCCGAGUGUAAGACUCUGUGCAAGGGCAACCGGCAGACUGGACUUCUACACCUUUGCUCCCCUCGCGUCAUCGGCCACAUCCAGCUCUACGAGUAG
This is a messenger RNA of Thyridium curvatum, 3930 nucleotides long. RefSeq lists its product as uncharacterized. Lineage: Eukaryota; Fungi; Ascomycota; Sordariomycetes; Thyridiales; Thyridiaceae. The coding region runs from base 1 to 3930 and encodes 1309 amino acids. The transcript is spliced from 3 exons. The record is from RefSeq and is a predicted model, not a curated record.